Naegleria fowleri is the source of this 1365-nucleotide messenger RNA. RefSeq lists its product as uncharacterized. Gene Ontology annotation, molecular function: purine nucleosidase activity. Gene Ontology annotation, biological process: purine nucleoside catabolic process. The transcript has 2 exons. Gene Ontology annotation, cellular component: cytosol. NCBI's taxonomy places the organism in Eukaryota, Heterolobosea, Eutetramitea, Acrasida, Naegleriidae. The coding region runs from base 1 to 1365 and encodes 454 amino acids. The record is from RefSeq and is a predicted model, not a curated record.
AUGAGAAAGAAGACCAGUCUCAAGUACAAUCCGUUUCCAAUGCCAAUGAGCGGUGUGCUCGGAAUUAUCAUCAUGGGGACAUCCACAAUAGCUCUAUGCUUCAUGGUGAUUGUGAUGAUGAUUGAUAAAGGUACUAGUGGUUGUUAUGGUUCAAACACUGUUCCUGUCUUGGUGGAUAGUGAUUUAGGGACCGAUGAUUUAUUCGCAAUUGUACACUUGCUUCACUACCAUCAUCAAGUGAAUGAUCGGCAAUUAUUGCAACGACGACCACCACAAUUACGUGAACAAUUAUCAAACACAUAUUCGGAAUUACGGAACGAAGAAGAAGAUGAACAUUGGAAACGGUUUGAAACAUCAAAAUUUAUUCAUCAUGAUGGUGCUAUUCAGAAUUUCACAAUUUCAGUGAUUGGAGUAAGUCUUGUCACUGGCAUGCAACUCUCUCUUGAAAAUUCGGUGGAUAUUUUACAGAGAUUACAAUUAUUUACCAAUGGUUUUGAAAGGCAUGAAUCCGUGAUGAAUUUAAUAUCGCAAGAACAACUGAAAUUACCCAAGCUCUACAUUUCAAUGGAUCCGCAUGGAUUAAUUCCAUCACAGAGUCAUAGUUUUAGUGAAGGCGCAUGGUAUGCCAAAUGGAACGAUAAAGAGCUACAUAUGGCUGAUAUUCUUGGAAUGCCACCUAUUGUCAAUUAUUCACAUCCUACAUUGCUACCUGUGGUUAGUGGCCAAGACUAUGUUAAAGAAAUGAUGAAUCUCUUGAAAAAUCAAAUAGAAUUGAAUCAACCUGCCACCAUUUUGGCCAUUGGACCUUUGACAAAUUUAGCUCGUCUUGUUCUCUCUAAUCAGAACCAUAUUUUGGAAAAAGCAAUCGAGAAAAUUGUCAUCAUGGGAGGAGCAAUUAACAUGAUUGAUCCAAGCAAUACUAUCAAUGGAGCUGAAUGGAACUUCUUUUGUGAUUCCACAGCUGCAGAAAUUGCCUUGCGAACAUUCAGUGGAAGAAUAGUAUUGUUUGAUUUGAAAGUUGCAAAUUUAGACGCUGUCAAUGAAACCAAUGCUCAAGACAUUUACAAAUUUGCCACCUCUUUUAACAUUCCGAAACCUACUCUUCAAUUUGUUCAGUUAGGACUUUUGGAAUUGUCACGUGCCUCUCUCACCUAUGAUGUGGUUACAUCCUUUUAUUUGACGCAUCCACAUUUAUUUACCUUACAAAAAAUUUGUGUUUCCAUCUCAUCUGAAUCACCUACUCAAGGAAUUAUUCAUCAAGUGGAUUGUACUGGACAAGAAGAACAUGAUAUUGUUGUGAAUCGAGCAGUGACAUUUAAUAAGAGUCAAUAUCUUGAAUAUUUGAAAGAAUUAUUUAGAGUGUAA